Molecule: messenger RNA, 2576 nt
Organism: Anoplophora glabripennis (Asian longhorned beetle)
Lineage: Eukaryota; Metazoa; Arthropoda; Insecta; Coleoptera; Cerambycidae
Product: RING finger protein 207-like
Exons: 15
Coding region: 1-2559 (852 amino acids)
Cellular component (GO): perinuclear region of cytoplasm
Molecular function (GO): zinc ion binding; transmembrane transporter binding; Hsp70 protein binding
Source: RefSeq, a predicted model, not a curated record
AUGGAGCCGCCAGGGAUGGAAUCGGGCUUGGAUUUCCCCAAGAAUCCACUGCUUUGUCCAAUCUGCCACGAUUAUUUCACCGAACCUUGCAUCCUGAGCUGCUACCACACCUUCUGCGCCCGUUGUCUUCGGGGCAGGGAGCAGGACCGCCGCCUGAUAUGCCCUUUUUGCAGGCAACCAACCAUGCUGAAAGACGGCUCGGCGCUGCCGCCUCCCGACACGCUCAUGAGACAGCUGAUCGACAUCGCCAACAGCGAAAACCCGCCGUGUUCCAAUUGCGAUAAACGUGACAGGGCCAACAUGUACUACUGCAACACCUGCGGUCAAGCGUUGUGUUCAAACUGCCGGGACAACACCCACCGGGCCAAAAUGUUCUCCAGCCACGAAGUUGUUCACAUGACGAAAUGCAACAAGGAACCCAAACGGUGCCCGCAACAUGGCGAGCACUACAUAAUGUACUCGCCCCUGCAAAACGCCAUGCUGUGCGUCAACUGCUUCCGCGACUUACCCAGCGACAUGAGGGGCCAGUGCGUGGACAUCGACACCGCCCACGCCCAGGCCGCCAAACGUUUGGAGAGGGGGCAGAACGCUAUAAUGGAUCUCCAGACUUCCGUCAGGGACGGCAUAAUAGCCUUGAAAGGUCUGAUGGACGAGUUGCGCAGGAACAUGGACAGCGAGAAGCACACGAUAAACACGUUCUGCCAAGGCAUGCAGGAGGCUAUGGCCAAAACGCACGCCACCAUGAUAAUGGAGGUGCAGCGCCAGUUCGAGAGCAAGGAACGCGUUUAUCGCAGCCAGUUGCUGCUGCUAGGUACCGUAAUGCCCGUCUUGCAACUGCACCUGGUGCUGUGUACUACGUUCACGGCUGCCGCGAACAAGUACCAGUUCUUGGAGCUCUGCCCGUCCCUGAUCGAGCGGUUGUCGGCCGUCGGCAACCUAAGUCAACCCGUCAGGUCCCUGCAGUCGUCUCAGAUAAAAACGAACUACCGCAGCGAGUUCGCUCAGUGUCUGGAACCGUGGAUCGGCCCGGCCGCCGUCAGCCAGCAUCAGUCGGAAUUGGCAGCAGCUUCUAGGUUGUACGAAACGGCCCCGCCCACCACCAAGAAGCAGCAGAACGCCAUGAAGAGCAAGGUGUUGGAGGGCGAGAACUCGUUCUCGUCUCACUGUCGCUCGUUCGAGUCCCAGAUCCGCGAGCUCAACCAGCAGUUCAACCUGGUGAAGGAGAAAGUCAGCGAGCUCCACAAAGACAUCAUGGCGCUGAGGAAGGCGCAGAUUCCGCCGCUGUCGGCACGCUACGACAUGCUCACCAGGGAGUGUCUGCACCUGGAUCAGAACCUCGAGAGGCAGCAGCAGGACUUGGACAGGAUGGCGACGGUCUUUGACGUCUCCUGGGAGGAGCAGCUGUGGCGUCUCAGGGUCGAACAGGAGGUGUUCAGCUGUCAAAGGGCCGACGUUAACACGCUACGGAACGAACUGAAGCAUCUCAGCCAAGUGGCGUCGCAGCUAGAGCCGUACAUCAGGAGUCUGACACCGGCGCAACAGAGCCAGAGCAGCCAGAGCGAGCAGGGGCAGAGCCAGAGCGAACAGGCGCAGCACUUGGCAUCUCUCCUGGAGCAUAUAGGGAUCCUGCAGCAGUCCGACGCCGCCCUGGGCAAGAUCCCCCGAUCCCGCAGCAGGGUUCUGGGUCAGUUAUUGGAAAAGGUCCGUCCCAACAUCCAGGAGAGGGAACGCAGCAAGUCGGCGGGGCAGACGGACAAGCCAUUGUCGACGCCACAGAAACCCACUGUCAAAAAACCGUUCAUGACAAGCCAGCAGAUGAACAUCGACAAGCUGGAGGCGCACAUCAAGGAGAAGCUGCACGACAUCAUGAACAGGCGCCAGAGUCAGCCGUCCUCCAAGUCCGACACCGAGACGGAGCGGAAGUUGCUGAAGGACGACAGGAAGCUAAGCAAGACCGACCUGGAGUCUAUCGCCAAACUCGGAUCGAAGCAGCGCAUAAUGUACAAGAAGAUCGGGAAGAGCUGCGACAAGAUAAACGCCUCCAGCAAGUCGGACAGCGAGGUGAAGAAGUGCAAGUCCGAGUCGGAGUACCAGAGGAUCUCCGACGCGACCAGCCAGAACAUCAAGGCGUUGGUGCACGAGACCAGGUCGAGCCCCAGCAGCCCCAAGGGCAAGAACAAAUGCAAGCCGCCCGCGAAACAGCCGAAGAAGAAGGUCUACCCCUACAGCGACGGCGAGGACAACGUCUUCUACUCCAUGCACGACUCGGCCGACUCGCUGAGCACCUCCAGCCGCCGCUCGAGUCUCGAGGGCAACGACAAGACCCUGGUGGUGGUGAUCAACCGCCGCAACAAGAACAUGUCGCUGGCCCAGAAGCAGCGCAGCUGGGAGACCUUCCCGCCGAAGAGGCGGCACCACAUGUGCCACAAGAUGUCCGCCCCGACGCCGCCCAUGCCACCGCUGCGGAAGGCCGACAGUUUCGAGGGUCACGAGGAGGCGGUGAAGAGCCUGGUGGCCGCCGUGCAGGAGACCAGGCGGAAGCCAAAGGGGGGCAAUUAACCGAUAGGGAACGCGGA